Venustampulla echinocandica is the source of this 375-nucleotide messenger RNA. RefSeq lists its product as uncharacterized. The transcript has 4 exons. Lineage: Eukaryota; Fungi; Ascomycota; Leotiomycetes; Helotiales; Pleuroascaceae. Bases 1 to 375 code for a protein of 124 amino acids. The record is from RefSeq and is a predicted model, not a curated record.
AUGGCCACCGCAGAAACCGUCGAAAUAGGCCUGGCUCAUCCUCCAAUGGAGGACUCACUCAAGGCUUUCAAACACGAGCCUGAAUACUUCCAGGCAGUGUCCAACCUCUCCGACCACCAACUGACUAAUUUCUCUCCGAGCGAUUUGAAGGAAGUCCGCCUCGCAACCUCCGCCUACGGCAAGCACCUCUUCGGCAAAGUCCUCCUGCCCGAUUCCCAGAACGCGUACUUCAUGUUCCGAGCAUUCAUCCCAGGUGAUGCUGAUACAGCCCGAUUGCAUUGUAUCCAUCUGGAGGAGAUCGAGAAACCUGAUGGAGAUAAGGUGUUCAAGGCUAUUUUCGGGAAGGAUGAUAAACUAGAGUGGUUUGAUGUUUAG